CUGCAGAAGAAGGAAGUGAAAGAAGGAACUCAAUGUCUGUCAACACUGAUAAACGUCUGUCUUCUAUUACACUCUGACAAUGGAAUAAAUUCGGAGAGGUUGAAGUAGAAGAACUUUCAAACCUAUGUCUGACAUCUGUGUUGUACAUGUAGGCGAGCAAAACGUGCUGAGACUUUAAACUUGGAGGGUGUGUUGUCCUGGAAUCUAAAUGAACAGGAUGGAGUCAAGAUCGUCACAGGACCGGCAGCUACGUGUGUCGACCAUGCCUCAGCUGUCAGAGAACAUCAAGAAAGUGGCUAUAAUUAUGCCGGGUGAAGAAACACAGUUCAUCAAUCUGGACCAGAAUCGACCCUUGGCUGCUAUAAUUCAAGACAUCAGUGAAAAGUGGAAGUUAACAGAGCCCAACAACUUCUCUCUUCAAUUCACUGAUGCAACCAGGCAGACAUUUAUCACAGAGCGGAACCGGCUUGAAAUUCAAAAUGGCAAUGUCCUGGCAAUGACAGAUGCGCCUAGUCGGACAGCGGAGUUAACACUGGGGAAGUUAACGGGAUCCAACCGUGCUGAUAAGAUAGAAGCCCUGAAGAAGCUAGCCCAGCUGUCUUCAGACAUCACCUUUGCCACGGAAUUCAUCAACCGACAGGGUCUGCAGCUGCUCAUCAAAAUCGUUGUGGAUGCCGCAUACUCAGGAGAGCCUCUUGCCUACACCCUGCAGGCCUUCAUCCAGCUCAUGGACCAUGGCAUCGUCUCUUGGGAUGUUCUUGAAGAGGAUUUCGUCAAAAGGGUGGCAGACUGUGUGAACAUGGCCAAGAAAGUUGAUGUGGUAUGUUUGAAGUCCUCCUUGGAGAUCCUAGAGUCUGUGCUUCUCCACAGCUCCAGGAUGUGUGAGUUGGUGGAGAGAGCGAUAACACCGACAAGCAUUACACCUCAUCUACAGGAUACCAGCACGGAGGUUCAGAAGAAUGGCAUAGCUUUGAUUAAUGCACUGUUUCUGAGAGCUGACCCGGUCAAGAGAAAGAACAUUGCCAAGUCUCUGCAGUCAACCCACAUCAGAAAUAUUUUCCUAAACAAUGUAAUCCGGGGUGAGCAUAAGGGUGCAGAGAUGGCACACCAAUUGUGUGUGCUUCAGUCUAACCUCAUCAACCAGUUAGAAGAGAACAUGAACACACCAGCUGAUCCAAAGGACCAGGAGCAGAUGAAAGCUGUUGAAGAGCUGCAGAAGGUUGCUUUUGACAUUGAAAUAGAUCCAACUGUUUCCUUGAGCCGAAGAACAGGAAAUCCAGCUCUCGACUUUAAAAAGCUAGGAUUUGUUAAGUACACAAAGCCAAUAGAGGAAUUCAUGGAGGUACCACCAGGCCGAUUGGCAUUGGACAAUCUGGUCUACUACGCCAAACAUCAUGAAGACGCUUACAGAAAAUUGGUACUGGAGAACUCUGUGCGUGGAGAUGAACAUGACUGUCCUGUGGCUCAGGCAGCCGUUGCUCUCACAAAGAGGCUGUGCACCAUCCUAAAAGUUGGAGACACAGACACCGAGGAAGGCCAGGUGUACUAUCCUAUGUUCUUCUGUCAUGAUCGGCCAUUUGAAGAGUUCUUCUGUGCUUGUAUGUACUACCUGAACAAAACCUGGAAGGAGAUGAGAGCAACAGCCGCUGAUUUCAAAAAGGUGUUGGAGGUGGUGCAGGAGCAGGUGACACGUGCCCUACAGGUGCAGCCCACAUCCUUUGAGGCCUUCCGUGUCAAGAUGGGCCAACUCUCCUACUCAGAGAUCAUGAAGAUUUGGGAAGUGGAUCGUCAGAGUCGUGAGGAGAUGGAAUCUCAAGCUGUGCCAAUAGUGGAGCUAAGGGAACAAAUCAAGCCUGAUAUUAUCCAGCUGAUCAAACAAAACAGACUGAACUACUUACUGGAUGGUACAGUGUUUGUCAAGCACAAUAACAAAGGCAGGAUGAAAGACAAGUACUGGUUCUGUCGCCUGUCCCCCAAUCUGAAGACGUUCCACUACGGAGACUGUGAGGAGACAGCCAAUCCACCUAUAGAAUCUCUCCCUCAUAAAUUAAACAUUGUUGACAUCAGGAAUGUACUUAUUGGUAGGGAUUGUCCCCAUAUCAAGGAAAGACGGCGGCAAACAGCUCCAGUUUUAGCCUUUGCUAUCAUACCAGACACGUCUGUUUCCCAGGAAGCCCUGUGUUUUAUGGCGUCCAAUCAGAAUGAAUAUGAUAUGUGGGUUGACGGGCUGAAUGCUUUACUGAACAAACCGAUGACGAGUAUGCAGACAAAAAGUGACCUUGACACACUGAUAGGGAUGGAGAUUAAACUGCGUCUUCUGGACAUAGAGGGUGUGCCCAUCCCUACCAACCCACCUCCCAUCCCCAAACCACCCAGCAACUACAACUUCGUCUAUCAGUAUUGAUGUCUAUGUAUACUCAUGAGGAGAGACUCCAUUGUCUCCAGUCGCAAAAUCCUGGAAGGCCUGAUUUUCCAAACUGUUGCAGAUUGCGCCUUUCGUAACUUCCAGGACAUCUUGGGACGUAAAUGCGAUAGGCAUGGCGUUGCGACAGUUUUGUAUAAAUACCAGCCCCAUGGAGUCAGUGUUGGCCGACUGGUGUUCCGUUAAGAGAUUCAGUAUUCCAAAUAUUGAUGCUAUUAUGUAUCUACCUAUAGAAUUUCUUAUAACCCAGUCAUGUCAGGUUUGUAUCUUCUUGUUUUUAACAUGAAUUUUCAUUCUGUCCAUUUGCAUAAACAGGAUAAUUGUUUAGAUUGUCAUAAUGUAUACAUAACCUGUAGAACUUAAUCAGUGCACGUCAUUUUUAUAUGUCACAAAAUUACAUUUUAAUGUAAAACCAUCAUUUGUUUAUGAACAGAAGUGCCCUUUUCACCGAUAUAUCAGCCUGCAUGAAGGUGUCUGGCUCGGCAAAUUUGCCACGUCAGCAGUUUUAAAUAUGGUAAUCUUCUCUGCAGGAAGAUUCCAUGCUGAUAUUUACAUAGCCAUAUUGCUCUGUAUCUGCUUACUUUUUUCUAAUUUCUUUUUUAAAAGAUGUUUUUAUAAAUUUGUGUUAUAUGUAAACAGCCUAUGCUGUUGUACUUUAAACUGAUACCAUAUAAUAUUUAUACACUGGUGGCUUUAAAAACCGAACAAACAAAAAGUGUAAAAUGAAGAAAUGCUGUUGAAGACUUUUCAUUGGUGUACAUAAAUAUAUUGGCCAGGACAAAGGCAUAUUUAGUUUAUCCUUUGGGUCUUGAGACUGCAUGCUAAUAUCCAGCCCUCCGGGUGUCAUUCAUAACAAAUCGGACACGUGAGUUCAGUUCCAAGUCUUGUCAUCCCUCGUGCUUCAAUCCUAGCAACCUUGGGUUUUGCCUCGCUUGUACUUAGUAGAAGGGCAUACGGGGGUAGGCCAGAUAUUCAUGGGCCCUGUAACAGUGUGCUCUAGCAUAGGUGUG
Molecule: messenger RNA, 3432 nt
Organism: Liolophura sinensis
Lineage: Eukaryota; Metazoa; Mollusca; Polyplacophora; Chitonida; Chitonidae
Product: engulfment and cell motility protein 2-like
Exons: 22
Coding region: 209-2404 (731 amino acids)
Biological process (GO): cell motility; actin filament organization
Cellular component (GO): plasma membrane
Source: RefSeq, a predicted model, not a curated record